AUGGCGCCGAUCACUGAAGACAAGACCGUCACCCAGAUCCUGACUGGUCCCAGCACCUGGGUCAGUUGGCAUCGCGAGUUCACGAACACAAUGGACGCCCUCAAGCUCCUCGAAUACUUCCAGGGCACCAAAGAACUCCUGACCGAGCCACGAUCAUCGGUCAAUCCGCUGCGAAUCAUGGAACGGGCGCAAGAACGGCGCAAGAAGAUCGCAGAAGAGAAGGGAGUGGCCAUCCUUGCGCUCACAGAUGAGGAACUCGAAGGCGCCACCGAAGCGACGCUCGAUAUCUCGACAGCGACCACUCCUCCCGACAGCGAAACAGAGGGAGAACAAGCCUCCGGGGCACCCACUGCCGCACAGAAGAGGACCGCAGGGAAGGCAGUGGACGACUAUUUCCAGACCUACGGCCUGUUCAUUCUUUCAAUCCAUUCAGAACCUUCACGACAACCGCCCUCCCUGAGGUCUCCAAUGAAGGAUCCUGGUUCGAAGACUACGCUCGAGCCGUGGGACCGAUCGUGCCACUAUAUGCAGCACUGGUACGGUCCAACCGCCUCACCCAACCCGAACCUGGGUUACAGAGAGAUCGCCACCGAGGCGCGGCAAACAACUAUCCCCCUGCUGCCCUCGACGACAGGCGCACGCAUUCAGAAGGGCGCAUUUCCGUCAUUCAACCCCGGUGAUUCAAAUGAGUCUGGGAAAGCUAGCAAGGCCUCCCACAAGCGCAAGAACAGCACUCUUCCUACCGAAAAGGCCAAAUGCCGCCUCUGUCACGGAAGACAUCACAUGGAGCGCUGUGCCUACAUCAUGCCACACCUGGCACCUGAAGGCUUCCAAAUACGGGACCACGUCAGAGAACGUGUGGACCAGAAAAUAGCCUCAGACUCCUCAUUGAAGGCCGAGGUCGAGCGCAUUCAGAACAAGCGAACCAAAAACUCUAAGCAACAACCAGAUGCUCCGGCGCAAGGCCAUUGA
This is a messenger RNA of Chaetomium globosum CBS 148.51, 972 nucleotides long. RefSeq lists its product as uncharacterized. The coding region runs from base 1 to 972 and encodes 323 amino acids. Lineage: Eukaryota; Fungi; Ascomycota; Sordariomycetes; Sordariales; Chaetomiaceae. The record is from RefSeq and is a predicted model, not a curated record. The transcript has 2 exons.